Molecule: messenger RNA, 3083 nt
Organism: Striga asiatica
Lineage: Eukaryota; Viridiplantae; Streptophyta; Magnoliopsida; Lamiales; Orobanchaceae
Source: the annotation of a GenBank genome assembly
CGCUGCUUUGUUAUUCAGCAUCCAAAACCCUCAUUCCUCGUCGAUCUAAUUAUAUAAUUCGUCAGUCCUAUUGAUUGAUCGGUGGAUAGCUAACUUAUAAUUAUGGCGGACGCUUAUUGGAGGUACGGAGACGGCAGGCAGCAGCCGGCGGGCCUUGCUCCUCAUGCGGUGAAACGACCCCGGCCGGAUUUCGCAACUUCUGUAGAGAUGCCCACUAGCCAUGAAAUGCCCAACUAUUUUGCUCGCCCAGAUGAUAGGUCCGGGUCCCGUGUUGUUAGAGAUACUGACUCCAUUAAUGCUUCAUAUGAUCGCUACCUUCGCAAUACACAACUGUCAUCUCAUGGUAAUGACGUUGGACGACCUGUGAGUAGCGGACUUGGAGGACCUCAUUACGUUGAUGAUCCUCGUGUAAUGGCAAUUGGAGGACCGGAUUUGGCUGUGGCUGCAAAGAGCAGGCCAAUUGGAGUUGGAGGGCGGCCUGAGAUUCAACUCCCUCCUGAUGCUACAAGCACGCUGUAUGUGGAGGGCUUGCCCGGAAAUUGUAGUCGACGGGAAGUGUCUCAUAUAUUUCGCCCCUUUGUUGGCUAUAAGGAAGUAAGGCUCGUGACAAAGGAAUCAAGACAUUCUGGGGGUGAUACGCUGGUGCUGUGCUUUGUUGAUUUUCUGAGUCCAGCUCAUGCAGCCACAGCAAUGGAUGCCUUACAAGGUUAUAAAUUUGACGAGCAUGACCGCGACUCAGCCAUACUAAGGCUCCAAUUCGCACGCUAUCCUGGUGCGAGGUCAGGGGGCGGGAAUCGAGGGAAACGUUGAGAUUGCUGGUUUUUUCGACAGGACCCUCUGAGUGGUGAGAUUUACAAGUUAUAUUUGUGUCUCGAGCUUGGAGUUUUCGUGAAUCUUCAGAUGCUUGCUUAGGAACCAGUGGGUUUACGUCAAUCGAAGUGUGCGUGUUUGAAUUUGGGACAUUUUCUUGUUGACCUCUCUUUGUUUAGUUUAUUGUCUUGGAUAUUUACUAGACUACUAUUAUUGUCACCUUAUUGGAAACUACUAUGUAAUAUCUGCAUUGGAGGUUAUAUCCGCUACAUGUCUGGUUUAAAAGUGACCUAGUGUAGAAUUACCAUUUGAUUUGCACUGCAGAUUUUGAAUAUUGAUUGUUUUUCACUCUCCAUGUUGCACAGUCGGCAGAUCUGUAAAAAUGUCUGUCUUUUGACUGAUAAUUUGGAUAUGUUUGCCGGAAUAUGGUUUUUACUUUGUUGGAUAAAAUUUUAUGCAUUUCAACCUUUGUGUCUCAUGUUAGCUGGUGUCAAGGAACUGAAAUUUUACAGACUUCUUAUCUAGUUGACAUCAUAGAACACUAAUAUUAGAUACCAAAUUUUGUAACUUUUUAGUGGUGUCAUGCUAUCUAUGCAUCAUAUCUUCUCCUUUUGUGCUCUCUAUACCUUCUUUCUUUUUGUACUUUUACACCUUGGCCAAUACAUCAAUUUUGAACCCAAUUUCUUCCUACCAAUUUCCCAUAUCUGCUAUCGCUAAAAAUACUGUCAACUUAGUUGUCUUUGUGACUUGUUUUUCUUAGCAGUAACCUACAUGUAACAUUCUUCAAUGUUAUAGGGGUCGUAGUUUUGUUUCUAGUAGAAAGAACGUUUUAAAAUUGGCCUAUCAUGCUGCUCAAGCUCCAGAUAUUUGUGAUGAAUGCACUACUUUGUAGAUGCCUAAAUUGUCCAAAAUAUUUAUCAUACAUGCUGGCGUUUAAGUCUGAUAAUAUUGUAAAACUACUAAAUGAAAAAUCCAACCUAGUCUAUGGACAUUCACUAAAUAUUUGCAAUUUAGAGUUCAUAACUACGCAAGUAUCACAUACAACGUGAUACCAUUAAUGCUCAAAUGUCCUCGUUAAAAACAAUCUAAUGAGUUGAUUGCCCUAUACUACUCUAUCAUUCUUAACUGAAUAUCAAAAUCCAUAAAGUGAGAUAGAAACACCUACGCAUGGCUCAUAUUUGUUGCUUGACCUACUAUAUCUAGCUAACGCUCAGUCUUCUUUCUUUCUUUUUAUUUUUUAUUUUUUUAAAUAAUAAUCUCGCCCUACUAGCCAGGCAUCACACACCUCAUCUUAUUUAUCUACAUUAUGGCACGGAUUGGUAUACUUGGCAUUUGAGGCCUGAAGUACUAAGUACUUCUAUUCAUGGAAUAUAUGUUAAAUAAUAAUCUCCUGGCUUUUCGUGCUGAACCUUGCUACAUCGGCACCACUUUAUUUAUGUCCUCACUACUUUAUUAAUAACAAUUUUAUGAAGCUCCAAUCCCUGAUGUAACUGAAGAUUCAUUAGUUUAUCAUUAUAUAGCAAUACAAUAAAUUUUGAUUAUGACGCUUGCCUUUGGCGUGAAUUAUUGUUGCCACUUUAUAAUGCCAUACAUUCGGGUGAAAUAGAUGGUGUGUCCUGUCCAGUUGAAUCUCUCUAGUUUAUCAUCUGUAAUUUGGUAUUCCAUAUUCCAUCCAUAGUCUUAACAGUCAUUCGAUUGAGAGCAGUGUACAUUUUUUGUACCGAUGGCUUGUCCGUUUUAGUUCUGGAUAUGUGAAAAGUAAAGAGCUGAGUCCAAUUAAGAUUCUCACAUGCCAAGGGUAAACCGAUGAAUCAUAAGUGUUAUGGCAACACAUGGCUGUUCCAUUUAUAAGAGUGAAUAGUUCUGAUGCUGGGAGCCCAUAACUACUCUCGAUAAGGUGUUAUCAGGUCAAUUCAUGAUUCAAUCACUCUCUCAUCGUGAUUGGCGUUUCUUUGGAUAAAUGUUAAUGGCUGAUUAUUAGCCUUGUGAUGUAACAUAACUUAUGUAUCUGCUGUUUGUUUGUUGCAAACAGUUGGUUCCAUAUGUUCUCAUUAUUUUCGCUGUUCUGGAAAUUUGAUUACCUCUGUGUAAAGUUAAACUUUUGUAGUUUAAGGAAAGCUGGUAUUUUGUGAAAGUCUUAAUUGCAGACUUUCUACUUAACCAGUCUGAUAAAAACCUCCCAUUUUAUGUUGGCUUAUUGUGUGUAUUUAUUAGCUCUGUAUUUCUAUGUGCGUUAGAAAGAUGGUAUUGGAAUUAUUUCAUUAGUAGUUUAG